CCCGCCGCGCCGCCGACAUGUUGCGCCUGCUGCUGCUAGUGCUGCUCACGGACCGCUCGCGCACCGCGCUCGUCACCAACCCCCCCACCCUGGGAGACCAGCUCGAGAAGUUCUACCAAAAGCUGGAGAGGUUCACGCUGUCUCCCACCAGAGACAGCCUCUAUGAUAAGCUGGACCGGCUCAACUCGCUCGUGCCGGACCAGGAGCCGACGGAAGAUGAGGACGAGGAGCUCUUGACUGCUAUGCAGCUGAUGAUGCCCACCAUGAGCGACGACGAGCUGCAGAGGGUGAUGCAGGAGCUGCAGCGGAUGAAGGCAGAGAGGAGCGACAAGCUGGACGAUUACCCUGACGAUUAUGACGAUUCAGAUCCAGAGAGCGACGACUACCCGAAUGACAACAACGGGGAAUACGACGCGAUGGAUGAGGAGGCAACCAGCAAACCCUCGCUAGUCACUCCGUCCGCUUUCACCAGGUUGGACUACCCGAACACCAUCUCAGCUGCAGACCUGAUCGCCGCUACACGGGAGCGACCGAGGAUAUUGGAUGACUCUCAGGCAACGGCCGAGGAGCGCAAAGCGAUGCGCCAGGCGGCACUGAAGAACAUAAGAACCAUGUUGAAGUCCGCCAAGUGCCUGACCCCACAACCGCGGUGGUUGUCUGUGAGGAAGCUGGCGCCGGCCGCUGAUACAAUUUACAUGCCGCCGUGUGUGCAGCUGCACCGCUGCGAGGCGGACUCGGGCUGCUGCUACGACGAGGGCGAGGUCUGCGCCCCGGUCGACGGGGAAAAUGUCGCGCUACCCUUUCUGCUCCAAAAGACAGACAGGAGAUUAGUUUCCGUAAGAAUGGUGUUCUUCAAUCACACGAAAUGCGGGUGCGUACCACGUGACACGCUCGACACUACAGAAACGACGAAAAUAGAGAGACCCGUCUUAGAUAGAGCUAGAGAGGGCUCCGAAGAAAAACAAAACGACUGGGAGGGGUUCUCGAGACAGUCCACAGAAGAACCACGACUCAAGAUAGAUGAGGAGGAAACGCCACCGCCACAAAUGCUCAGAUGCACCUGCCCCGUGCUAUUCCGCAGCCACGUGUCUGCGGGCGUGUGCUCGUGCACGUGCGACUGGCCGGACUCGGGCCGCCGGCGGGAGUGCCUCCACCAGUCCCGUGGCAGAGAGCACUUCAGCCUGCGAGACCGGGUCUGUAUCAAGCGGGGAGAGUGCCACAUACCGACCUGUGUUAACGGCUCCUACGAGGUAGACGAGGGGAAAUGCCCGCACCGCUUCAAGCGGAAUUCGCGGAGACGAUCCAGAUAUAUGCAGGGUUGAAGCGCGUAGGAUAGGCCGAGAUUUGUAUAUGACUUAUUUUCUCAAAGGCUUAUGUCAACCGUUGCAUUGGAUUUCUAUUGUGCCUUAUAAUAAUGGUUGUAUUAAUUCUAUAGUACCUUAUAUGAAUAGGUGUAUUCUGAAAUAUUACUCAUUAUAAUGGCGCGUUUGAGCCGUCAUGAAUCAGACCCCAUAAUAAAUUGCACUGGUGUACCACCAUAUUUUAGACUAUAUUAUGAUGAAACAAGUGCGACGUAAUGUAAUAUUUACAAUAAUGACAAGAUAAUAUGCGUCAAAACACUGGUCGAUUCUUGCAGUCAGGAUCACUGGGCCAGGAUACUGGGUAAUAUUUCAGAUGUAAAGCAAUAUACGAGUACUAAUACGUGCAUAAACAUAUUUUGAUGCUCCCGGCCCCCUACUAUAACAUGAAGAAUUUUCUGUCAAAUAUCCUAUAACCUACCUUAAUACUUUAAAUCUCUACUUUGGUGUGUUUUUAAGAUUUUUCUGGCCAUUAAAUUGAAUGUUCUUAAGGAAAUAUUUAUUUAGUAGAUGUGGAUGGUGGAAGAUGGAUCUUGGUCCAUAAUUGUUGCCUUAAUGGUCCGUGUACUUACACAAUCGUCUUGGUAGUUUAUCUUACAUUAAUGAUAAUAAUUGAAACUCUUUUUAUAAUGCCAUAUAAGGUCAAUGUGUCGAAGUCCGUCUGGGAGGUAAGCCCGUCUAGCGGCAAUAACUUUCAUAUUUGAACGACUAGUUUCAUAUGGCUCAGUGGGUAAAACGAUAUUGCAAAGUUAGUUUGACCUAAGAAACAGACAUGUCGCUACUAACUACCUGUUACGAAAAAAAUGAUCUCAAAAUUUUUUCCCGUUUUGUACUCGCAGUC
Molecule: messenger RNA, 2199 nt
Organism: Aricia agestis (brown argus)
Lineage: Eukaryota; Metazoa; Arthropoda; Insecta; Lepidoptera; Lycaenidae
Gene: Pvf3
Exons: 6
Coding region: 18-1322 (434 amino acids)
Biological process (GO): hemocyte migration
Cellular component (GO): membrane
Molecular function (GO): growth factor activity
Source: RefSeq, a predicted model, not a curated record